Messenger RNA from Salvelinus fontinalis (brook trout), 4466 nucleotides. RefSeq names its product retinoic acid receptor, alpha b (gene rarab). Gene Ontology annotation, cellular component: transcription regulator complex; nucleus. Gene Ontology annotation, biological process: cellular response to corticotropin-releasing hormone stimulus; regulation of transcription by RNA polymerase II; retinoic acid receptor signaling pathway. NCBI's taxonomy places the organism in Eukaryota, Metazoa, Chordata, Actinopteri, Salmoniformes, Salmonidae. The coding region runs from base 1341 to 2726 and encodes 461 amino acids. The record is from RefSeq and is a predicted model, not a curated record. Gene Ontology annotation, molecular function: RNA polymerase II cis-regulatory region sequence-specific DNA binding; nuclear receptor activity; zinc ion binding. The transcript has 12 exons.
CCGAAAAUGCACGUGACCACAAUGGCUGCUGCUCUCUAAGCCUGGCAUCAACUUGCGCGGCACCGUGAAAACCCGUUUCUUUGCGGAAAACUCGCAGAGCUCUUGUCAGACUCGCACUGUCUGACAAAGCAGACCGUACUGUAACGUUCCAUUCCUCGUCAUACGACGGAGAAACGACUUCGGAAAAGAAGCCCAGGACAAAACAUCCUCGGCUCGGUUCGGACUUCCACCAACCAACACGUCGGUAGGAGGAGUCAACAGAUGAUGCCUCAGAGUGAGUGAUGCACCCCUGACAUUCCUCAUAACCGAGGUUGGCAUUUGGAGCUCUAAAUGUUACCCUCGGCUUUCUUCCCAUGAUUCACGGUUAUGAGCUCAUUAUACCAGCCGCUCCUCAUCCCCAUCCCACAUCGUAUCCCCAGCCCAAUGUCGCCGCACCGCUCAGGCUUCAAAUGCCAACCAGAUGCCUACAUCACUUUCAUGGCAGACCAUUGCUUUGGAGGCCGAUAGCAGCCUGACACGGCUGUUUCUCCAGGGUUAGGGCGUCGCCACGGUGAGAGGAUACCAGAGCCCCUCUGAAGCCUAAGAUGUCUUUAUCAAAGAUGGAGCCUUCGGGAAGGCGGCACGAGGAGAAUAUGAAGACGACCUCAGUCUCAGCGCUCACGUCUGAGGGAAGAAGAAGAAGAUUGCCAGUCUGCCACAGGUGUGUUGCCGGGACUGAAAGUGAGUCACCGCGGCGAUAGCGGCCGACCUGGGGCGCGAGACAUGUUACAGUGACAUCUAAAACCAGCCAUCGUCAUAACAAUCCUCCUCCUCCGUCGUGUUGUUGUGUGAGCUCUGCUGAGUCACUGGAGAGAGAAAAGCUGUUCUCAUCCAAUCCCCCCAAGGCCUGAGAAGUCUAUCCAAUCCUGAACAAGGGCUCUGGAGUCCAUUGGUGCCAGAUGAUUCUGCCUAGCGACCUCCCUUUAGUAUUUAUGUAAUUGAUGUUUCAUUCAAGAUAUAAAGCUUAGUGGCCUACUCUACCUCGAUCUAUCUCAGUAGGACACUCUUCAUAUCAAGGCAGAGGACCAGCCUUUGGAAGAAAAUAGCCUAUAUGCCCUUGGAUUCAAAGUUUCUCUGAAGCAUCCACCCGGGAACAUCGACGUAGCCUACCAGCUCCAUUUCACACACCUACACAAAUACACACGCGUCGUUGUCGUCCACCGUCACCCACCACCACCACCACUUCUUAAUUCAUUGGAUUACGCCGUCAUCGGCGGGUGAGGUUGGGGAUGUAGACCGUCGUCACCACGGAUACCUACAGGAGACUCUUUGGACUCGGCUCAAGGUCUGCCGAGCAGAACAUGGCAGGCAAGGGUAACCCCUGCCAACCCCCGGGGGGGCCAGGCAGUGCAGGGGGCCACACUGUCUCUGUGGGGGGAUUCCCCAUGCCUCACUACUCCUACUUCUUCCCCCACAUGCUGGGGGGGCUGUCCCCUCCCACCCUCUCCGGACUGCCCAUCAGUGGAUACAGCACCCCAUCGCCAGCCACCAUAGAGACCCAGAGCACCAGCUCGGAGGAGAUAGUCCCCAGUCCCCCCUCGCCGCCACCUCCCCCGCGAAUCUACAAACCCUGCUUCGUUUGUGCGGACAAGUCCUCGGGAUACCACUACGGAGUCAGCGCCUGCGAGGGCUGCAAGGGUUUCUUCCGGCGUAGUAUCCAGAAGAACAUGGUGUACACCUGUCAUCGCGAGAAGGGCUGCAUCAUCAACAAGGUCACCCGCAACCGCUGCCAGUACUGCCGCCUGCAGAAGUGUUUAGAAGUGGGCAUGUCCAAGGAGUCGGUGAGGAACGACAGGAACAAGAAGAAGAAGGAGGAGAAGAAGCCAGAGUGUACUGAGAUCUACGUGCUGAGUACCGAGACAGAGCAGAUGAUCGAACGCGUCCGCAAGGCCCAUAAGGAGACUUUUCCCUCGCUCUGUCAGCUGGGCAAAUACACCACGAAUAACAGUGCAGAGCACCGCGUGGCUCUAGAUGUAAACCUGUGGGAUAAGUUCAGUGAGCUGUCCACUAAGUGUAUCAUCAAGACGGUGGAGUUUGCCAAGCACCUGCCAGGCUUCACCACCCUCACUAUCGCGGACCAGAUCACCCUGCUCAAGGCUGCCUGUCUGGACAUACUGAUUCUGAGGAUAUGCACGCGGUACACUCCAGACCAGGACACAAUGACAUUCUCAGACGGGCUGACCCUGAACAGGACCCAAAUGCACAAUGCAGGCUUCGGCCCGCUCACAGACCUGGUGUUCGCCUUCGCCCAAACACUCCUCCCCCUGGAGAUGGACGACGCAGAGACCGGCCUGCUCAGCGGCAUCUGUCUGCUGUGUGGAGACCGUCAGGAUCUGGAGCAGGCAGACAAGGUGGACGUACUACAGGAGCCCCUACUGGAAGCUCUGAAGAUCUACGUGAGGAAGAGGAGGCCUCACAAACCACACAUGUUCCCCAAGAUGCUGAUGAAGAUCACGGACCUCAGAAGCAUCAGCGCCAAGGGAGCGGAGCGAGUGAUUACUCUGAAGAUGGAGAUCCCAGGCUCCAUGCCACCUCUCAUCCAGGAGAUGCUGGAAAACUCAGAGGGUCUGGAGGGCCAGGGGGCCAACGGGGGGCGCUCCAGCGGAGGAGGGGCCCCACCAGGCAGCUGCAGCCCCAGCCUGUCCCCCAGCUCAGCCCGCAGCAGCCCCCCUGCACCCUCCCCUUAGACGGGGGUCCACCACCACCCCCCAGGCAGGGACAGCAAGAAGGCAUGACUACAGACGGAGCCAGCCAGCGAACCGACAGACCCACAGUGUGACAAACCAGGCCAGAGUGGAGUGGGGUUAGGAAGAGGGCCAAGCCUGGGCCCAACCCGGACGGACUUUGACACUUUGAGGGAAAACGCAGGCCUCAAUGGACAGACAGCCGUCCCCCCCACCCCCCCCCCCCUAUCUCAGCCCCAGACCGGGCACCGAAACAGACCGGGCACCAUCAUACUUGACUGAAUCUGGAUGGCACUAUACCCUUCACCCCCACCACCACCACCAUAGACAUGCCUCAGAACCAGCACCAGGGAUUGGCAGCUGCAACACAAGGAGUUUCAUCUGAGUUGCUCUGUUUACUCUCCUCAGUGAUGACUCUCUGUUCUUCCUCUCUCCCCCUCAAGACAUUGGACAGGAAUUCAGGCUCAGUGCCCGUCAGACCUGGGGUAAAGGGGUCGACAAGACGCACGUCUUUCUGCAGGGAACUAGACAGACAGACUGCUGGACACUGGGCACGAGUCAUCCCUAAAUGUUGUCAGGGACAGCAAACGGGGGCUGCUCGGAGAGGGGGCCUGCCUCUCCUUCACAACUUUGAGAGACAGAUUUUCUUACAAAAGCUAUACGGAAAUAUAAAUAUAUAUAUUGAAAAAGUAAUCAUUGCAAUUUGAAUUGUCCAAGUGGAAUGAUGCAUAAAAGAAGAGUUGCCAUCUUUUUCUCAGUAUUUUUCUCACUGUUCUAAGAACUUAGAUGUUAUUUGUGAUUCCCCCCCACCUCCCCAGACCUAGUGUUUUGUUCUCUUCGUUUCACCCAGGAAUAUCAGCACACUAAGUAGUCACAGUGGAAAUAUGUGUUUUUUCUAUCAAAAGAUAAGUAGAACAAAAAUGAUGACACGAUUUCAGAUGCAAUUCACUUUAUGCACUAGACCUCUUGCACUGUCACGUUCACAUGUUGGAUCAAAUUGAUACACAAAACACAAAUUGGACCAGGUUGGGUUGGCAUUUCUCUGUUUUGUUCCAUUUACAGCAUUUUGUUUUUUUCAUGGGAGAAAAGGAAACGUAGUGGUUCUAUGAUCUAGAGUCAAGUAGUCGUGGAGUUAUGAAGAUGACCUGUAAGAAAGUAGCAGCCAUGAAAUAAUGUACAUAAGAUGUAUUCCUUUGUUUUUAAAGUACAUGGAGUCUAGCCAAUUUUCACUUUGUCAAAGCCUUUUAUGUUUUGCUUUUUGUUCUUGUUUGGUGUCCUGAAGUGAAGGCAUGAAUCACUGAUCGACUGUUUAGACCGCUUAAGGAAGGGACUGACUGCUAGGAACACCAUAGCCAUUGACAACCAGUGAAGAGAGUUGAAUUUAUACUUCACCUGAAAUAAAAUAGAAAAAUUUGACAAUUUAAAGACCAACAACUCCGUGACCCCCCCCCCCCCCCCCCCCCUUUCCCUAAGGUCGUCCCUCUCUCAUUCCACGUCUGGAUAAUGUAUGUAUUACCCCCCAACAGCACUGCCUCUGUACUGUAGCACAUUGUCAAUAUCUAUGUGCUCCCAUUACCCCCCACCAUCAGUCACAAACUGUACCACGUUACCAGUAUGCUCACAUUGUAGCACAUUGUCAGUAGGAUGUAUCUCUCUAUGUCCAUGUAAACUCUGUGACACGAUAUCAGUACGCUCACAACACCACUGCCUCUGUGUGUAUACAUAUUCCCCAUUAUCUCUACC